Dromaius novaehollandiae (emu) is the source of this 3529-nucleotide messenger RNA. RefSeq names its product intercellular adhesion molecule 5-like. The record is from RefSeq and is a predicted model, not a curated record. NCBI's taxonomy places the organism in Eukaryota, Metazoa, Chordata, Aves, Casuariiformes, Dromaiidae. Gene Ontology annotation, biological process: cell surface receptor signaling pathway. Gene Ontology annotation, cellular component: plasma membrane. Gene Ontology annotation, molecular function: transmembrane signaling receptor activity.
AUGGGGACGGGCACCAUGGGGCUGGGGGGGCCGUGGGGCUGGGGCCAUGGCGACAAGCCCCAUGGGACUGGGGUGGCCAUGGGAUGGGGCCAUGGGGGUGGGCACCGUGGGGCUGGGGGGCACCCAGCCCCACACCCCUGGGUGCUGGCAGCAGCCCGGCUGCACCGUGGCGGCCGCCCCAGCACCUCUCCCUCCUCCCUCGCAGCUCAAGCCUUCAGCCUCGCCGGUGAGUGUCAGCACCCGCCCCGGGGGGGGGGGGGGCCGCCCCCGGGGUGCUCCGCAGAGCUGUGGACCCCCAUCACCCCCGGGGCCCCGGCGUCCGGGCAGGGGACACCCCGCCGUGCUGACGCCCGCUCUGCGCCCGCAGCCGCCCAGCCGGCGCAGCUCACCACGGACCCCUCCUGGACACCGGUGUUCGUGGGCGAGACGGUGACGCUGACGUGCCGGGGACCCCCCCAGACACCCCCCGGCCCCACCGACUGGUACGCCGACGGCCGCUUGUGGCGGCACACCGAGUCCAACCGGCUGCCGGUGUCCGACAGGGGGGCCAGGAGCUACCGGUGCCGGACCGCCGGCUCGGAGCUCAGCGCCCAGGUCGACCUGGCCUUCAGCAGGUGAGCGCCGGCGGCGGUGGCGGCGGUGGCGGCGGCGGGGGGGUCCCCGGCGCGGCGGCACCCGCCGUCCCUCGCAGCCUGGCUGGUGCUGCAGGUGCCGACGCCGGCGGUGCUGGAGGGCGACGCGCUGUCGCUGCGCUGCCGGGCCUGGGACAACCUCGGCACCAGCCGGGUCCGCUUCUGGCGCGGCCAAGCCGACGUCACCCGCCAGCCGGGGCGGGCAGAGCUGCUGCUGCAGCCGGCGCGGAGCAACGACAGCGGCCGCUACCGCUGCACCGCCGUCUUCCGCCGCUUCUUCAGCCCGGAGGAGAGCUCUGAGGAGGUGUCGGUGGUUGUGCAAGAGCUCUUCUCGGCGCCGGUGCUGAGCGUGGGCGGCUCUGCCGAGCCCCUCGAAGGAAGCAACCUCACCCUGAGCUGUGUCACCCACCUCAACCCCCUCCGGCCCCACGUCACCCUCCGGCACUACUUCUACCGAGACGGUGCUGUGCUGGCCGGCUCCAAGGGCUGCCCCGGGCACCAGCUGCAGGCGGUUGGGCUGGGCGACUCCGGGGAAUACUCCUGCGAGGUGGAGACGGAGACGGCGAGCGUGUGGAAACGCAGUGCCCCCGUCGCCGUCAUCGUGCGCCGCGUGCCCGUCUCCGGGGUGGCCUUGGAGGUGCAGCCCCGCGGCGGGCGGCUGGUGCGCGGCGAGCGCCUGGUGCUGAGCUGCUCGGCGGCGGCGGGCACCGGGCCCCUCUCCUUCUCCUGGCACCGGCGGGGCUGGCCGCUGGCCCUGGCGUCGAGCCCCCGCCACGAGAUCGCCGCCGCCCAGCCGGGCCACGGCGGCUGGUACCACUGCGAGGCCUCCAACGGGCCGGUCCCGGUGCGCAGCCCGGAGGUGCAGGUCACCGUCGUGGUGCCGGUGGCCGGGGCCACCAUCACCCUGCAGGGGACGGGCUCGGCGGUGACGGCCGGGGACAGCCUCAACCUGAGCUGCUCGGUGCAGGCGGGCACGGCGCCGGUGGCCUUCGCCUGGCUGCACGACGGGCGCCAGCUGCCCGCGGCCUCGGGGCGGCUGCUGGCCCUGGCGGCGGUGGAGACGGCCCACGCCGGCGCCUACCAGUGCGUGGCCAGCAACCAGCUCAACCCCCAGCGGGUUUUCCGGACGUACAGCCGGAUCCUGACCCUCGCGGUGACAGCCCAGCCCCACGUCGCCGUGGCCGCGGGGACGAGCGUGUCCCUCCUGGUGCUGCUCGCUGUCACCGCCGGUCUCGGGUGGCACCUCCGGCGCCGGCGCAGCGCAGGUACCUGGCGCCCCGGGGUGCUGGAGGGGGGGCCGAGCCCUCGGCUUGGGGUCCUGGGUGGCCCAUGGGGGCCCCCGGCUCGUGCCCUGGGGGGGGGGCCAUGCCCUGCCCCGGGGUCGCAGUCACAACCCCCCCAGGACGCUCACGGCCCCUUCUCCCACUUGCUUUGCAGCAGCCGCCGGCGCGAAGGGCCGGGGAAGGAUCCCCGCGGCGCAUCCCGGCCCCUCGGCUCCGCUGGACCCCGCCGGCGAGGACGCGGCCGCGCCGGAGCCCGAGUACAGCAACGUGUGUCCCGGGGCGCCGGACGCUGGGGACGUGCUCUACUCCACCGUCACCAUCCAGGCGAGGGACAAGGACGGCCCCGCGCGACCCUCGGCGCUGGAGCAGGAGCCACCCGUCACCUACGCGGUGCUGCCCGGGCCGUGGCGCGGCGCGGCGGCCCCCAAGCCCGGCCGGCUGCCCAGCGACAGCUACGAGAACGUGCCGCGGACGUGAGCCGCGGGGACCCUCCGACACCCUGCCGGCGCAGCUGGAUGCGGAUCACCGUGGGCGACCGGGACGCUGGGAAGAGCAGCGCUGCCGGCUCCGGGAUGCUGCUGUGCGCUAAAGCCGCCGGGUUCAUCGUGGGCAAAACCGUGGGGCAAGGCAGAGCACGUGGCCGCGUCACGGGGUGGGAUUUUCCCCUCUGUGGCAAUGCAGAAAUCUUUGCAAUGCGGCAAGCGGCUGCUGCCCGCGGCUGCAGCCCGGCGCGAGCGCCGGUGAUGCCGUAACGCCCUCCCGAGCUGCUGGGAAACUGGGCCGGGCGCUGGGAGCCACCGUGGUCCAGGACAGCGGGAAGCUGGAUGCACCGACGCCGUGUGCGCGACGUGCUAGGGAACCGCUGCUCGGCAUCCUGCCCUUCCGAAAGGGGCAGAACGGGGCAAAACUGCCCCAAGUGGGAUUUAAGCAGCCCCUUUCCCCACGUCCUGCUCCGGGGAACGGAAACCCGUCCAGGCUGCUCAGCGGGAUGCAGGUGAGAGCCGAGCGCAGGGACGCCGGAGCGACCUGCCUGCACCGGAGCGGCCCUGCUGCCUCGGCGGAGCAUGGAGCGAUCCCAGGCGAUUCCAGAUCGGCAAAGACCGGGGGCCGGGACAUUAAAUGGUGCCACUGUUUAAGGGCUGCUGCUCUGCCCCGCGUCACCGGCCCUGGGUGCUGGGUCCAGCCCCGAGAGCCUCCGCGCCGGUGAGUCAGGCCCAGGGCAAAGAGCGGCCGCGGCCCCACGGCCACGGCGGGUCGGGGCAGGUCCCGGGGCUGGAGACCUCAGCACCCCGGGGGCAGGUCCCAGGGUGCCCCCGGUCCCCGGCCCAAGGUGCUCCCUGCACCCAUCCUCAGCGUCCCCACUGCCACCGUCACCAGGGUACGACAUCCUCCUGGCAGGGGACCCAGCUCUCUGCAGGGUGCCCGGUGCUGCCCCUGUCCCCUGUGCCCCCCUGACCUCCCCAGCUCUCCCCAUCACUCCCCAGUGCCUUUCCCAUCUCUUCCUAUCCCUCCCCACUGCUCCCCUCGCCCCCAUCGCUCCCCAUUGCUCCCAUCACCCUCAUCCCUCCCCAUUGCCUCCAUUGACCCCAUCACCGCCCAUUGCCCUCAUCAUUC